UGGGGGUUUGGAGGAGGUGACUCCCUGUAGAGUAUGAUGCUGCAUCUCAUACCAGGGAAUUGGUUAUGCAAGUCAAUGUGUUUUUAAUGUCAGCUCAACCUGAACUCAUCUGAGGGUAAUAAGCCAUGGAAAAGUAGCUCUAUGCUGUCAGCUUGAUGCCCCACUUUAAGUGAACUUAAACGUUUAAGAGUGAAAGGUGGUGAUAUAAGUGAGCGUCAAGCUGGUAAGAGGAAAAGCAAAGAGCGGAGGAGGGCGGAGACACUCCACCCGUAGAGGCUGAUUUGUUCAUUCCUUGGUUCGGCAAAGGGGCGAGGAGUCAGCAUCUCCAACUUCUGUCUCCGAAAGGAAGAAGCAUCUGUUUUUGGAGAGGUCUGUGCUCACUGGCACAAAGCGCGCACUCUUCUCUGGAGGAGAAUCUGCGCUUUGGAGCACCUGGAUACUGCUAGAAGUUACCUCUUGUUUAUCAAGGUUUUUUUCCAGGAGUUGGACGACCGCAUAAGGGAGCUGUCCACCGAGAGAGAAAGUUGUUUGGGGGAAAAAAAAGCACAAGGACGAAAGGGAGGACAGACAAUAAACCAAAGGAGCGGAGAGAGGAGAGGUGACCUGGCCGAAGCGACAUGUUUGGCAUGAUAAAGAAUUCGCUCUUCGGAAACACCGAGGAGACGGAAUAUAAAUUGCUCAGCAGUGAGACGAAGGAUGGAGUUAGCUUUGAGGUGCGGCGGUACGAUGGAGCCAAAUAUGCUGUUGUUUCCUCUGAGGGACGAACCUUUGACCAAGUGACAGGGGAGCUAGUGAGGAAGCUGCUUAUGUACAUCGGCGGGAGCAAUGAACAAGGUGAGGCCAUGGGUACAGCUGCUCCCAUCAUCAUCACAGUGUACCCACGCAAUGACGGUGUUCUGUCUCGCCGCUUGGUGGUUGGCAUCCGCAUCCCCUCCAACUACCAGCAAAGCCCCCCGACUCCCGCCGACAGUGCCAUCAGGAUUGAGGAGCGGCCUGGCAUGACUGUCUACACUCUGCAGUUUGGAGGCUUCGCAGGGGAGAGUGAGUACCGAGCAGAGGCCUUGCGUUUGACACGCACCCUGGGUGAGACGGCCCCCUUUCAGCGCAAGCAGUACUUCUGCUGCAGCUACGACCCACCACUCAAGCCUUACGGACGGCGCAACGAGGUGUGGUUUCUACAAGAAGAGCCGUAAUAGCCAUUCGAUCAGAUCUGAGUCAAAUCUAAUGCUGAAUUCUUUAUUCAACCUUAAUUACCCUUUCACUGCCGACAAUCCUUUAGCUCUAACAGUAUUUGAUUGGUAAGAGCAAUAUGGUGACUUGAUAGACCUUGCAACCCAAAUGAACAGAUAGAGAUUACCCAUGUUGCCUUUACCCAUCUGAUCUUCUUGCUUGUCACACAUACAGUAGCUCCACUGAAGUUAGGUGUUCAAGCAAUGGGACAGCUUACAAUUCAACAUCAGAGCAGUAACAUAUUUUAAUUUCAUUAUCACAUUUUCUUUAUUUUCUAAUUUAAACUGACCCCUUGUAGCUUGGAGUGAUUAAAGGCUUGAAUCACUCUAAGGCUCUAGACAAAUGCAGCAUUAAGAAGUUUUAGUUAAAUUUGCAUCACUGAAAAGAAUAUGUAGCACUGUGACAGUUCUCUAAGCUGAGUGAAAAUAGAUCUUAAAGAAACUACCUUUAGAUAAACUGCUAUUUAAGCAACUCAGUGAAUAAUCUAAUAUUAAUCUGUAUUUAAAUACAACUGAGUUGAUUUUUUCAUUCCUUUUAGAAGUACAUGUUUGUCCUACAGGGUCGAUAAACUCCCUGUAGAGCUCUCAUCUCCCUGAAGAACACACAGUAGGGCUUUGCACAUCUUUUAUCUAGUUUACAAUUUAGUGGCGGCUACAGAGAAAUGUAUAGAAUUAAACAGUAGAUACAUGGUAGUAAAAAGCACACUUCCUUUUCCUGAGUAAGGAACUGGAAGGAAACAGGAGUUGAGCCAUAAAGUAGAACUAGUCUUUAUGAAUUAAUGGGUGGACAGCUGUGAGUGGAAAUUAGCUAGCUAGCUUUAGGUGUUGUUAUAAACUUUGUGGUUAUGUGUUGACCCAGAAAGCGUGCGUGUGUAAUAAAUAUUUUGUGUUGUAGUGCAUGACACCUUUAUUUAUUGAGUGUCUUGAAACAGUGUUAUAGGAUACAUCUGUACAGUGUGAUUUUCUGUGAUAAGCGUGAAUAGUAUGUUCAGGUUUGAUAGUGUUUCAUAACAUAAUAAAUAUACUGUUCAGUAGGA
This is a messenger RNA of Siniperca chuatsi (mandarin fish), 2266 nucleotides long. Its product is annotated as heme-binding protein 1-like. Bases 618 to 1193 code for a protein of 191 amino acids. The record is from RefSeq and is a predicted model, not a curated record. The transcript has 4 exons. NCBI's taxonomy places the organism in Eukaryota, Metazoa, Chordata, Actinopteri, Centrarchiformes, Sinipercidae.